Molecule: messenger RNA, 2737 nt
Organism: Cucumis sativus (cucumber)
Lineage: Eukaryota; Viridiplantae; Streptophyta; Magnoliopsida; Cucurbitales; Cucurbitaceae
Product: high mobility group B protein 15
Exons: 8
Coding region: 693-2432 (579 amino acids)
Molecular function (GO): DNA binding
Source: RefSeq, a predicted model, not a curated record
UUUUUUCUUUUUUUAAACUGUUUAUUCUGUCAUAUCAUCAUCAUCUGGGUUGUUUGCAUUUUGCCAUUUCCAUAGUCUUUAUUUCAAUAAUACACAUUUGGAAGACGGAUUUAGUAAUGAAAAAUAAUGGACACUAGUAUUCUCAUUAUUAUUCUGUUUGGUAAUUCCAUUAAUUUCUACUUUCUUUCUGCUCUGAUUUGUGAUUUUCUUUGUGGGGUUUCUUUUUUUUAAUGAAUGGAGGGUGCAUUGGGGCAUAACCCCACCUUCGAACCUAAAGCCCAUCUGCUCAUUCAUAAUAGCCAUCUCUUUUGGAUUUCUCAUUUCUUUGUUUUUGGUUUUCUGAAUCUUUUUGUUUAAUGGGGGGUUGUUUGAAAAAUCUGCAACUUUUGAUAUCUGAUUUUGUGUCAGAUAAUGGGUAAAUAGAUAGGGAGAAGAAGAAGAAGGUGAACCUUUUGGCUUUGUCAACUUAGAGGAGACAAUUGUUUAAUACCCAUUAGAUAUCUUUGGGAAUGUCAGGGAAAGGUCCAUAGCUUUGUGCUAGGCCUGAAACUUUCCCUGUGAGAGGAAUUUAUUGCAAUGUCCUAAAAUGGGAGGCUCUUCUCAUCUCCUCUUUUUCUAGCUUCUGUAGAAAAAAGGGUCUGGCAUCUGGGUAGUUAUUUGGGUUCAGGCCCUUGGUUCUCUAAGAGGAAUUCAUGGCUAUGACAGCUUUGCUGUACCAUUUACUUUUUUGGGUCUUUGAAUCUCUACCUUAUUACUGGAAGUUAUUUCAUCUUUUCAGUUACAGUGCUUGUAUGAGUAGAAGGAAUUUUGGAAAAGAUCUUCUUGCUGACUGGAGGAAAAGAAUCAAGAAAGAGGGCUUUCUGUUUUCCCGAAACAAAACUAUUUGUAAAGUUCAUUGGUUGAUGAUAGAAGAGGAAAGAACAGAGGCAGGCUGGGGUAGUAGGAAGGAGUUGACCAUGGCAUCGACUUCUUUUGCUGGCGGGAAGCAAUUGCCAGUGAUUGAAGUGGCUUCUAACUGUGUUCCAUACCCACCACCGCAAACAACGUAUGAAGAUAUCAUAGCCAAUUCGAAGAUCUUUAUGACAGCCUUGGAAAAGCUCCACUCCCUCAUGGGAACUAAGUUCAUGAUCCCCAUUAUUGGUGGGAAAGAACUAGACCUGCAUCGGCUUUUUGUGGAGGUUACUUCUCGUGGUGGAAUUGAGAAGGUUAUAAGAGAGAGAAGAUGGAAAGAAGUAACUUCAGUCUUUAAUUUUCCUUCGACAGCCACCAAUGCUUCUUUUGUGUUGAGGAAGUACUAUAUUUCAUUGCUUCAUCAUUUUGAACAGAUUUACUUCUUUAAAGCCGUAGGAUGGACACCAGUAACUUCUGAUUCCUCUCCAUGCCCAAGUGCAUCGGCAAUUCCUACACAAGGGGUGACUUCUAUGUUGCCGCCAUCCGAUAAUCAGGCAGCAUCCCACCAACCACAGAGCACAGCAACUGAACUUCCAGCAGUUUCUCCGAGUUCGACAUCACCAGUGGGAGGGUUUCCAGUGAUUGGAGUAAUUGACGGAAAAUUUGAUAGCGGAUAUCUUGUUACCGUUACUGUAGGAACGGAGAAGCUAAAAGGCGUGCUUUAUCAGGCUCCUGAGCAACCUUCUCAGCCACAAGUGUUGCAGCCUGUUGGUGCUUUUGCCAAAGAUGGUUCCACCCCCACCACACCAAAUGCUCAUCGCCGUCGUCGUCGGAAGAAAUCUGAGAUAAAGCGAAGGGAUCCUGCUCAUCCAAAGCCAAACAGAAGUGGCUACAACUUCUUUUUUGCUGAGCAGCAUGCCAGACUCAAACCAUUAUACCCAGGGAAGGACAGGGAAAUAAGCAGAAUGAUUGGCGAUCUUUGGAAUAAACUAAAAGAAUCUGAAAGAACUGUUUAUCAGGAGAAAGCUAUGAAAGAUAAAGAAAGAUACAGAAUCGAGAUGGUGGAUUACAGAGAGAAGCUGAGAACAGGCCAAAUCAUCAGUGAUGCAGUGCCCUUACAGCAGCGUCUUCCGGAGCCAGACCUGAAUAUGGUCUAUGGUGACAAAAAUGAAGAAACUGAGGGCGGCGAGUCUCAAACACCAGAUCAUGAUACAAGCUAUGUGGAAGGCGACUCUGGAGAGUACAAAACAGAAGAGAAGGAGGAGGACGAGGAGGACGACGAAGAGGAUGAAGAGGAUGACUCAGAAGAAGAUGCAUCUCCACAAGGAAUUGGUAAUGUGGACGUCAACAUUUUGGUUGAGGAAGAACAGUGUGAGACAAGAACAACAGGAGUAGAGAAUGUUAGAAAAGAGAGUAGCACAGUUGGUGAUAAGAAAGAAGUUUUGGCUGGGGAUUCGGUAAUGGUGGAGGUGGAGGCAAAGGAAGUACCAGAACCAACAACAGCAGAACCAACAACAGCAGCAGCCAUUAGAGAAGAUUAAGAAGAGAUUAUACUGCUCUCAGUUUUUGCUGUUUCAUAUAUAUUAAUUUAUUUUAAUCUCUAGUUUCCUUCCGUUGCUUCUUCUAACCUUCCAUUACUUUAGGUAAUACUUGUAAAGUUUUUUCUGACAGCUGUUGAGAUUCUUAUCAGGGAAAAGUUUUGGAUCUUUCCAUCAAAAUACUGUUUUGGGAAGAAAUUUUGUUGCCUUUUUGUUGAACAUUUCAACUUGAUUCAUUCCCUGAUUUUUGUUUACAAGUUAAGAUGGCUACCUUCAGUUUUACCAAUUAUGACACCUUUUAGUUUUAA